Molecule: messenger RNA, 2982 nt
Organism: Hydatigera taeniaeformis
Lineage: Eukaryota; Metazoa; Platyhelminthes; Cestoda; Cyclophyllidea; Taeniidae
Source: the annotation of a GenBank genome assembly
AUGGAAGUCGAAAAGGACGAACAAAGCUUCACUUUAGAAGACCCAACUUCCGAUGCUGGAUUUUUUUCAAACGCAGAUUUUGAUAAUGGUGAAUCACCACUAAAAUUCUACCACUUGCUACGAUUUUCGGAUGCUACUGACAGAUUUCUUUUUUGUCUUGGAAUUAUCGGAAGCAUUGUGACGGGGCUGGCGCAGCCACUUUCACUCCUGCUUCUUUCAAAGCUUGUGACUUCAUUCACGGAUAAGUCAAAUGUUCCACUCGAACAGAAGAUGCGCGUUUUCUUACCAUACUACAUAUCCAUCGGCUGUGUGACUUUUGUUAUAUCAUUCUUACAAAUGUUUGGACUUACUGUCUCCGCAAAACGUCAAGGCAGACGCAUCCGUUUGCUAUUAUUUAAGAAUAUUCUACGACAGGAUGUUGCUUGGUUUGAUGAACAAUCGUCUGGAAAUCUUAUCACGAAACUUAGUUACAACAUUGACCAAAUUGAGGGGGGCGUUGGUGAUAGGCUUGGCAAUUUCCUUCAGAAUGUUGUCACUGCCAUUGCAGCAGCUGUUGUCUCUUUAAUAACUGGCUGGAAAUUGGCAUUGGUUUCCUUUACGAUGGCUCCGUUUAUACUUGGCGCCUUCAUGACUCUCGGCUUCGCCCUGCGGAAGUAUGCAAUUAAGGAAAUUCGUGCGUAUGAGAGGGCUGGUUCAGUUGCUGCAGAGAUCCUUACUUCAAUUCGAACAGUGUUUGCCUUUGGAUGUCAAGAUAAGGAGUCGGCUCGAUAUGAGAAGGAGCUGAGCGCUUCGGCUCAUGUUUUUAAACUCAAAUGCUUGCUAAUGGGAUUCGGUAUGGGGAUGGUUAGCUGUACUAUCUUCUGUGCUUCGGCACUCAUCCUUUGGUAUGGUGUUGAGCUUAUUAUAACAGAAAGCUAUGACAACGGCAAUAUUGUUUCGGUAAUGAUGUCAUUCAUAAUUGGCAACACAAGUCUCGGGAGAAGCUUGCCGGAAAUCGAGUUUUUUGCUAACGCUAAACGUGCUGCAGCAUCCAUUUUCGUGAUAAUUGACCGAAUUCCCGCAAUUGAUGUUAUGGGUCAGGGUUUGACGUUGGACUCUUUUUCUGGCAAAAUUGAAUUUAAGAAUUUGUCUUUUUCCUACCCAACCAGGCCAGAUGUUAAGGUUUUGAAGAACUUUUCGUUGACAGUGAAUCCGGGUGAGACGGUGGCGAUUGUUGGUCCUAGUGGUUCGGGGAAAAGCACAACAGUUCAGCUACUUCAGCGCUUCUACGAUGCUGAUGAUGGAAGUAUUCUGUUAGAUGGAGUUGACAUACGCGAUCUCAAUGUUGCAUGGUUGCGUCGUCAACUUGGGGUUGUGUCGCAAGAGCCAAACCUAUUCGCUGGCACCGUCACCGAAAAUAUUCUAAUGGGAAAGCCGGAGGCGGAAUUCGCGGAGGUUGAACAGUCAGCCAGGGAAGCAGACGCACACAAUUUUAUCGUCACCCUGCCAGAGGCAUACGAUACAUUUCUAACGGAAGGCGGAGGCAAGCUAUCUGGCGGUCAGAAGCAACGUCUGGCUAUCGCUCGAGCUCUGAUUCGCAAGCCUGCGGUCCUCCUGCUAGAUGAGGCUACCUCGGCACUGGACAACAAGUCGGAAAAAAUUGUACAAGCAGCCUUUGAUAAAGCCUGUCAGGGCCGCACCGUCAUCAUGAUCGCUCAUCGUCUCAGUACCGUUCGCAAUGCUGAUCGCAUUGUUGUGGUGGAUCGAGGAGUGGUACAGGAAAUGGGCACUCACGGUGAACUGCUUGCCAGGGGUGGAAUUUACGCCAACAUGGUUGCAAAACAGAACGCCGCGCUUGGUGUUUCUGGUGCUCGUCUAACAAUGCGUGCUAGGCGACUCUUCUUCAAAGCCAUACUGAAACAGGUAGUGUUUUUUUUUAACUCAUUUCCCACUUGGCCGCUCACAUAUACAGAGGGGUCUCUACAGUUGUGCUUUGCUUUGUGGAAGAACACUCCCUCGGCAUUGGCUUGCCAUUUGCAGGAAGUGGCGUGGUUCGAUCGGCCGGAGAAUCAGGCUGGCAUUCUGACUGCUCGACUGGCAACUGAAGUGCAGAGUCUGCACCGAGUCACUGGAACUCAGUUGAGCACUCUCCUUGAAUGCCUCUCUCUCGUGAUCUCGGCGUUAGUGAUUGCCUUCUACUACAAUUGGGCGCUAAGCCUCAUCGCCUUAGCCUUUGUACCUGCCCUAUUCUUCGCUGGCACACUACAGAUUAACACACAUAAGGUCUAUGGCUCCAACAACGGAGGUUUGUCUGUAGAGCCAUGGGAAAUUGCAAGAAAACAUACAUUGGUUCUUAAGAUUAACAAAAGUAAAAGUUUUCCUGUAAGGUUUCGUACAAAUAGUUUAAAGACGCGUCAAAUAAGUGGAGGCGGUGGGCAAAAUACGAUUGAAGGAGCAAACAUCGCACAGGAAGCCUUCACUUCUUACCGUACAGUUGCUGCAUUCGGGCUGGAGCAAUUUACCUACGAGAAGUUCCGCACAGCCUCUAAAAGUUCCAAGAAAUCCCGUUAUGGACAAUCGGUGCUUUUUGCCGUCGUACACUGCUUGGCUAACGGAACCUUCUACUUUUUGAUUGCUGCUUAUUAUUACACUGCAUCCUACCUUUACGACCGCGGCAAAGUUGACAUGCCAACAAUAUUUAGAAUAUUCUCUGCUGUCAACUUUGCCUCUCAGGGUCUUGGUAGGGCUGCCGGUUAUGCGCCCGAUUUCGCGACCGCUUCACAAAGCAUAAAAAAGACUCUCGAAUCCAUUCAUCGAGAGACAAAAAUGGAUGUCAGCAAGGGCGACUAUCCACCCAAUCCACCAGUGGGCAUGUUUGAAUUCAAAAAUGUCUACUUCCGCUAUCCCACCAGAAGGCGCAACCCCAUAUUGAGGGUGCAUGUUGUUUUGCUUUGUGCUAACAUUUUUUCAACUUUAAAUUUGUCUCUUUGUGCGGUGAUGUAG